AUGACAAUCUCGAUGAAUCAUCGCAAACGUCAUUUUCAGGACAUCAAAGAUAAGGUUACAUAUGGCUUCAGUUUCUUCGCCGGCUCUUUGCCUCAACGGUCGAGUUCUGUAGUCACCGGAUCGUCCAGAGGAAUAGGCCGUACCAUAGCCAUCCACCUUACGGAGCUUAGGGCUAGGAUCGCCGUUAAUUACUCCACUAACUCCGCCGAGGCCGAGAAAGUUGCGGCAGGGAUUACCACCAACCCUGAAGAGGUCACCGGAAAAGGUCCACGUGUCAUCGUGGUCAAGGCCGAUAUAUCGGAGCCGAGUCAGGUGAAAUCGCUUUUCGAUGAGGCGGAACGGGUCUUCGAAUCGCCGGUUCAUAUCCUGGUUAACUCUGCAGCUAUUUCCGAUCCCAAUCGUUCGAGUAUCUCAGACACAUCUGAAGAACUCUUUGAUCGCAUUUUCAGAGAAGCAGCGAACAGGCUAAAACGUGGAGGAGGUGGCCGGAUAAUCCUCCUCUCAUCUUCUCUGGUUCAACAUUUAAAACCAUGCUUUGGCUCAUACACGGCUUCAAAGGCAGCUAUAGAAGCCAUGGCCAAGGUUCUUGCUAAAGAGCUCAAAGGAACAGAAAUCACAGUGAACUGUGUUUCUCCAGGACCCGUUGCCACGGAGAUGUUUUUCGAAGGAUUA
Molecule: messenger RNA, 672 nt
Organism: Thlaspi arvense
Lineage: Eukaryota; Viridiplantae; Streptophyta; Magnoliopsida; Brassicales; Brassicaceae
Source: the annotation of a GenBank genome assembly